AUAGACUGGUGAGCUCUUUGGAAGCAAUGGACGAUGCCAAUCUCAAUAUGGAUUAUAUAGAAGGCAAACUUUUACAAGAAUUUCAAAGAAGGCAAGAAAUGACAAAGCAGGAAAAGACUGAGUCUAAACACAACGUGGAAAAGCAGAACAACAAAGCAGCACAAGAGAGACUGUAUGGACAAAAGGCAUGUUAUUUUUGUGGUUCCAAGCAACAUCUUCAAAGGAAUUGUGAAGCAAGAAGAAGAGAAAGAGGAAGAAAACCAUGUGUACAGGUGAUCUAUGCUAGUAAGAAUAAGCAAUGUAUUAACAAUGAGCAGGGAAAUAACUGUAAAGAUUUAUGGGCAAUUGACAGUGGGGCAACAAAUAGUAUAAUCAAAGAUAAAUCCCUGUUUCAUACAUUUUGUGACGUAGAGGAUCAUGUAAUAAUGGCUGAUGGGACUAAGAAACUUAUCAAAAGUAGGGGUACAGUGAAAUUAGCAGGUUUCAAUACCAUUAUGACAGAUGUGCUGUUUGUUCCUGAUAUCGAAUGUAACAUCAUGGCUGUUUCGAAACUCAAUGAAAUGGGGUUCACAGUAAUGUUCAAAAGGGGUUCAGUGCAUGUAAUGAGAGGAGAAAAAAUAUUCAUGAAAGGGUUAGUAAAGAAGUCACUGUUCUAUAUGCAGCUGAGAGUCCUCAGUACAGACACAGACAGGACACAUAGAGGUUCAAUAGGGAUUAACCUAACGCAGUCAGUGAAAGCACAGACGCCAGUGAUUGAUGCUGAUGUCGUGGCUAAUAAAACAGAGCAGGAAAAAGAACCCUCAAGCCUCGGGGAUAUAAAACAAUUACCCAUAGCCGAACAGAAUGAAUGGCAUGCAGCGAUGAAAGAGGAGCUGGAAGCAAUGCGAAAAAAUGGCACAUGGACGCUAGUACCUCUGCCCCCAGGGAAAAAAGCUAUAGGGUGUAAGUGGAUAUUUAAACGUAAGCGGUCGAGUACAGGACAGAUACAAAGGUAUAGGGCACGCCUAGUAGCUAAGGGCUUUACACAGCAAUUCGGGACGGACUACGAUACAGUUUUCGCUCCCGUGGUGAAACAUGAGUCAAUCAGGGUUUUGCUAAAAAUAGCUGCCAUAGAAAACAUGCAUGUAAGCCACUAUGACAUUGGCACGGCGUUUUUACAUGGGGAGUUGAAAGAAGAAAUCUAUAUGGAACAGCCUCCCGGAUGUGAAACACAGCCAGGUCUAGUUUGCAAGUUACAGAAAUCCCUGUAUGGUCUGCGCCAGAGUGCGCGCUGUUCGAACGAAAAACUAGAUGAUGUUCUGCAGUCAAUGAAUUUCAAGCGUUGUGUGGCAGACCCCUGUGUGUAUGUGAAAGAAACAAAGGGGGGGCUCACAUACUGCCUAGUUUAUGUGGAUGAC
Molecule: messenger RNA, 1397 nt
Organism: Rhineura floridana
Lineage: Eukaryota; Metazoa; Chordata; Lepidosauria; Squamata; Rhineuridae
Exons: 1
Source: RefSeq, a predicted model, not a curated record